Zeugodacus cucurbitae (melon fly) is the source of this 867-nucleotide messenger RNA. It is a transcript of the gene mRpL35, whose product is annotated as 39S ribosomal protein L35, mitochondrial. Gene Ontology annotation, cellular component: ribosome; mitochondrion. Lineage: Eukaryota; Metazoa; Arthropoda; Insecta; Diptera; Tephritidae. The record is from RefSeq and is a predicted model, not a curated record. Bases 138 to 674 code for a protein of 178 amino acids. The transcript is spliced from 2 exons. Gene Ontology annotation, biological process: translation. Gene Ontology annotation, molecular function: structural constituent of ribosome.
GUCGAUAAUGCAGUGAUAUCGCACUUGACACUUAACUGUCAAAAUCAUAUGUGUUUUUUGGUUAUAUUUUAUUACGGUUAUGGAAUCAAUCUAAAUAAGCUUUUACUUAUUUUAUCGGCUUAUAAAUAACAUAAAAUAUGCUUCGCGCACUAUUUUCUGGAGCCGUGCGUACGGUCACCCAUUUUGCAAAUCAAAACACCGCAAUCGCCCCUGUGAAGCGUGCACUUUCAUACCAAGUCUAUAACCGGUGGACAUCUUCAAAUUCCACACUUCUACAACAGCUGCCAUCAACAGCAACAACAAAUUUAGUGAAUGCCGUUGUGCCAAGUUUCGGUUUAACUCAAAUACAACAAACACGUUCGUUAACCAAAUUCUCGCUUAACAAAGGGAAACGAAAGUCGGUAAAGGCUGUUCUUAAACGUUUUAAACGUCUCGAUUGGGGCGUCUGGGUACGCACUCACACAGGUCGACAUAAGAAAUUGUUUAAGAAAUCUCCCGAGCUGCGUAGGAGAUUGCGCCAACACAUUUUCACAAACUCGACACAGAGUUAUAUGCUGGACAAAAUGGUAACUAGUUUUUGGCGACGUCCGAAAUAUUACAUAGAUGACCCAUACGCGCCAUACCACAAAAGAGAUGAAUUCUUUGCAACAAAAAGUAAAACUUUUAAAGUUUAAAAAGUUUAAUGUUAUGCAUAUAUUUGAUCCAUUUGUUUAUUUUAUUGCCGGAAACAUAACAUUUGAAAAGUGCUUAAUUUAAAUCUGUAAUUGCUUGUUUUCUUUAACUGAAAUGUGCAAUUAUGUUUAUCGAAAAAUAUUUUAGUUUAAUACAAGCAUAAUAUAAAAAUAAAAGAUUUGUUUCAAUUAUAAA